Molecule: messenger RNA, 7440 nt
Organism: Oncorhynchus nerka (sockeye salmon)
Lineage: Eukaryota; Metazoa; Chordata; Actinopteri; Salmoniformes; Salmonidae
Product: C-terminal-binding protein 2-like
Exons: 11
Coding region: 293-1636 (447 amino acids)
Biological process (GO): regulation of transcription by RNA polymerase II
Cellular component (GO): nucleus
Molecular function (GO): DNA-binding transcription factor binding; transcription corepressor activity; oxidoreductase activity, acting on the CH-OH group of donors, NAD or NADP as acceptor
Source: RefSeq, a predicted model, not a curated record
CGCCACACUCCACUAACAGUGGUUUAUCAAGACUGCUCAUUAUUUUAUGACACCGACUCGUCCGUCACCUGAUUCAUCUGAACAAACUGUUUGGAUUCAUGACGAUCCGUUAAGUGGGAAGACGUAAACUAAUAUUGACCCCCACAAGACCGAGAUUAACAGAACCUGCAGUACUUGGUUUUCACCGGGGCAUAUACUUGUUCCUUGGGAGGUGUUUGACUCUGACAUUUGCCUUGUGUGGCUCAGCUUUGGUCUGAUUUUGUUUGUGCUUUGGCUGGGGUGAAGAACGCCGAUGGCUCUCAUGGAUAAGCAUAAAGUCAAGCGACAGAGGCUUGACCGCAUUUGUGAAGGCAUUCGCCCCCCGAUUUUGAAUGGGCCGAUGCACCCGCGCCCCCUAGUGGCACUGUUGGAUGGUCGCGACUGCACCGUGGAGAUGCCUGUCCUGAAGGACGUGGCCACGGUGGCCUUCUGUGAUGCCCAGUCCACCCAGGAGAUCCACGAGAAGGUGCUGAAUGAAGCAGUGGGCGCCCUGAUGUACCACACCAUCACUCUCUCGCGGGACGACCUCGACAAGUUCAAGGGCCUGCGGAUCAUCGUGCGAAUAGGCAGUGGCUUUGACAAUGUGGACAUCAAGGCCGCGGCUGAACUAGGUAUAGCUGUGUGUAAUGUGCCUGCCACGUCAGUGGAGGAGACAGCGGACACCUCCAUGUGUCUGAUCCUGAACUGUGUUCUCACCUGGAUGCACCAGGCUAUGAGAGAGGGCACCAGGGCUUCCAGCGUUGAGCAGAUCAGGGAGGUGGCCAGCGGCGCUGCCCGCAUCCGGGGAGAGACGCUGGGCAUCAUUGGCCUGGGGCGAGUGGGCCAGGCUGUAGCGCUGCGGGCCAAGGCCUUUGGCUUCAGUGUGAUAUUCUACGACCCCUACCUGCCAGACGGAGUGGAACGCUCUCUGGGCCUGCAGAGAAUGGCCACCCUGCAGGACCUUCUCAUCCACUCUGAUUGUGUGUCACUGCACUGCAGCCUCAACGAGCACAACCAUCACCUCAUCAACGACUUCACCAUUAAACAGAUGCGCCAGGGGGCGUUUUUGGUGAACACGGCGCGAGGGGGCCUGGUGGAUGAGAAGGCCCUGGCCCAGGCACUGAAAGAGGGAAGGAUACGGGGUGCAGCCUUGGACGUACAUGAGACGGAGCCCUUCAGCUUCUCUCAGGGCCCACUGAAGGACGCUCCCAAUCUGAUUUGCACCCCCCACACAUCCUGGUACAGUGAGCAGGCGUCCCUUGAGGCUCGGGAGGAGGCAGCUAGAGAAGUGCGCCGGGCCAUCACAGGCCGCAUCCCUGACAGUCUGAAGAACUGUGUCAACAAGGAGUAUCUGAUGGCAACACCCCAGUGGCCUGGUGUGGACCAUGGGGCCGUGCACUCAGAACAGAACGGAGCUGCAGCUUACAGGUUCCCUACUGGCCUAGUGGGAGUCACAGCAGGAGGCCUGACAGGGGCAGGUGCUGCAGUGGAGGGAAUUGUUGCAGGAAACCUGGCUAUGGCACAUGGGAUUGCCCCCAUGUCCCGACCCCCCCACACCCCAUCGCCGGGGCAACCCUCUAAAGCAGAAACAGACAGAGACAUGCCAACGGACCAGUAGCCCCCCACCCCACCCCCAACUGUCCCCAAUCCCCCUCUUGUCCACAACAUUCCGUCGUCACCCUUCAUGUUCAUUCAAGCUUAUAGACAGACACUGGUAUUGAGGUCCAUUCUGACCUGGCUUUGGUCCCGUCCUGCAGAACAGAGUCCUUCAGGAGGGACAGAAUCCUCGACUCCCUCCACACAUCCUGUUUUCUCUCAUCCAGAAUGCAAUAAGUGGAUUACUCAAGGAUUUUAUUUUUCUUCCAGUUUGCUUUUAAACCCCUCUGUGACUGACGUUCAUGUGGCUCAGUGGUUUUGUAAAUUAGUCCUUUGUGGGAGACCUGUUCCAAUAUUUUUCCUGUGUUAUUUGCUUUUGUUAUCUCUUUUGCUGAUUGACAUGCUAUAAAGUGAGGCAUAAGUCUGGAACGGUAUUGAAGAUGACCCCCCCCACUACUAUUUGUUCACAAACCUUACAAAGGAUUUUCUAAUGUCGGACUCUACAUUUAGUCAUCACAAUAAAAGUGUGGCUGUGAUUUUUUUAUUUUAUAGCUUUAUGACAUAAAUUCAAUAAUAUCACAUUAUAUGCCUCUGCUGAUAAAACACAGAAAUAUGUACAGUAUAUUUCUGUGUCAAGACCACCACAUUCAGUCGUGGCCAAAAGUUUUGAGAAUGACACAUUCAUUUUCAAAGUUUGCUGCUUCAGUGUCUUCAGAUAUUUUUUGUCACUGUUACUAUGGAAUACUGAAGUAUAAUUACAAGCAUUUCAACAGUGUCAAAGGCUUUUAUUGACAAUUACAUGAAGUUGAUGCAAAGAGUCAAUAUUUGCAGUGUUGACCCUUCUUUUUCAAGACCUCUGCAAUCUGCCCUGGCAUUCUGUCAAUUAACUUCAGGGCACAGGCAUUGUUCGUCACCAAACUGUUCCUGGAUGGUUGGGAGAAGUUGCUCUUGGAGGAUGUGUUGGUACCAUUCUUUAUUCAUGGCUGUGUUCUUAGGCAAAAUUGUGAGUGAGUCUACUCCCUUGGCUGAGAAGCAACCCAACACAUGAAUGGUCUCAGGAUGCUUUACUGUUGGCAUUAUACAGGACUGAUGGUGGCGCUCACCUUGUCUUCUCCAGACAAGCUUUUUUCCAGAUGCCCCAAACAAUCGGAAAGGGGAUUCAUCAGAGAAAAUGACUUUACCCCAGUCCUCAGCAGUCCAAUCCCUGUACCUUUUGCAGAAUAUCAGUCUGUCCCUGAUGUUUUUCCUGGAGAGAAGUGGCUUCUUUGCUGCCCUUCUUGACACCAGGCCAUCCCCCAAAAGUCUUCGCCUCACUGUGCGUGCAGAUGCACUCACACCUGCCUGCUGCAGUUCCUGAGCAAGCUCUGUACUGGUGGUGCCCCGAUCCCGCAGCUGAAUCAACUUUAGGAGACGGUCCUGGCGCUUGAACUUUCUUGGGUGCCCUGAAGCUUUCUUCACAACAAUUGAACCGCUCUCCUUGAAGUUCUUGAUGAUCCGAUAACUGGUUGAUUUAGGUGCAAUCUUACUGGCAGCAAUAUCCUUGUCUGUGAAGCCCUUUUUUGUGCAAAGCAAUGAUGGCGGCACGUGUUUCCUUGCAGGUAACCAUGAUUUACAGAGGAAGAACAAGGAUUCCAAGCACCACCCUCCUUUUUAAGCUUCCAGUCUUGUUAUUCGAACUCAAUCAGCAUGACAGAGUGAACACCAGCCUUGUCCUCGGCAAAACUCACACCUAUGUUAACGAGGUAAUCACUGACAUGUCAGCUGGUCCUUUUGUGGCAGGGCUGAAAUGCAGUGGAAAUGUUUUUUGGGAUGAUUCAGUUAAUUUGCAUGGCAAAGAGGGACUUUGCGAUUAAUUACAAUUCAUCUGAUCACUCUGGAGUAUAUGCAAAUUGCCAUCAUACAAACUGAGGCAGCAUACUUUGUGAAAAUUUAUAUUUGUGUCAUUCUCAACUUUUGGCCACGACUGUAUACUAGUUGUUUGCUCUUAUAACCGUUUUUCUUCUUGAUUUAAAUGUGUAGAUGUUCUGCACAUUGUGGUUGCUAAGACUAGCGUGACGACGGUCUUCAUACCUUCCUAUUUCUUUUUUUAUGUUACCUUUUUGAUAUGAAUAGAACAUGAAAACAAUAUCCUUGUCAAGUCCUCAAAUUAUCUAUAAUCUUUAGGUACUCCGGUAUCACAAUUGUUCUCCCCCCCCAACAGUGUUUGCUGCCAUUGACACUCAUUUUAGGGUUUCAUCUUGUGUUAUUACUGCAGGCGUUAAGUUCUUUUACCCAUAUGGAUUCCACAGUUGCUGUCGAUCUCAAAUAGACUAGAGUAAUCAGUCUUCAAGAAAUUUUCUCUGUCACUCUUAAAGGGAAAUUUCUAAAAUGUUCAACUUCAUAUUCACAUCUCCAGGGUUGGGGAGUAACAGAUUACAUGUUCUUUUGUUGUUUUAAUCACUUACAUGUAAACUGUAAUCCAUUACUAGGGAAAAUAUUCGAAUCAGAUUAGAUACUUUUGAAGAACUAGAUGACCUCGAGGAUUACUUUUAAAUUUAGAAAGUUAUGUUUGUGAUUUUUUUUUUUUUUUUUUGGGGGGGGCAGUUCUGUUGUCUCAAUGACAUUCAAAUCAGCAUUGAAAAAAAGGUACACAUUUAAGUUUGUUCCACCUGAGCAAGUCUGACCUCAAGUCAGCGACCACUAUCACGGGUAACGAGCAGGAAUAGACUGUUUUUAGGCCAAGCAAUGUCUUCCAAUGGCGCGACUGCUGUCGGAAUCCAAAGAUUAUCCAAUUUGAGUAAACGCAAUCAUUGUUUUUGAAACCAGUGGACAGCCAGUGAAAAAUGCUCACAUGCAUAGUGCCGAUCCCAGCCUAUGGAAUAAAAGUGGGUAUUUUAUAGCGCCAUCUAAUUCAUGCUGAUAAAAAAUUCAUAGGCCUAAUGGACACAUGCUCAAACUCGCACACAUUUGAUAGACUUAAAGGGAGUUGUAGUUGAUGUAGUUACUACAUCAGUUAUUUUACUAAUACAUUUUAUUUUAUAUAUAUAUAUAUAUAUAUAUAUAUAUAUCCAUUGAUUAUUGAAGAAUAUAACUUAUAAAUGCCUCAUGGGCUUAGUUCAAAUGUCACACCUCAUGAGAAUCCAAAAUAUAAGGUUGUCUUUCUCCAAUGUUUGUAAACAUUCUAAAUGUAAACAAACACUGUAUAGCCUCAUAACAUGGUUAAAACAAGUUUGAUAUCAUGGAUGGUCAGUCCUUGCAUCCAUAGCUCUGUCUAUUAAUCUGAGACUGGUUACAAUUCUCAAGGCCCGUCCCUCAGCUUUUUACCAAAACAGAGACUGUGUGGCCGUUUUGUUGUUUCAUAUGGAUUUGCCCUUUAAACAGCUGCAUAUUGUCAAGAUACCAAAAUGUCACCAACAAAAAGGUAAACAAUAGGCCUAUAGCAAAUGCAGCAUAUUGCAUUUAUUUCUCACACGUAAAUAGCACUUUUCAGUAGUGCUGAAAGCAUGCCAUUCCAUGAGCGCAGCAUUUAUUUUUCAACUCGAAUCAAUGAGCCCAAUCAGUCCUCCAUGACAACAAAAUCAUAAACAAGAGAGUAGGGCUGGCUAAUAAGUCCUAUUCUUGAAGAUCAAGGGGUAUAACAUUUAUUGGAAUGACUGGAAUUCUAAUAGACUUUGGUUUUUAAUGUAAAGAUAUAAUUUAAUCGUAUUAUAUGUAGUAGAAAGCGAUGGGUUAGAAUAAGCCUACAUAACCAACCCAUAAAGUAAAAUGUAACAUCCAUAUAUGGCCAGCUAUGUAAACUUUAACAUUGAUUUAUCCUGCAAUAGAUUUAGUUUAAUUGGUAACAUACAUUUGUGUCGUCUUCUGAUGACUCUUAAGGAAAACAUGAAAAUAAUAUCUUUGUCAAGUCCUCAAAUGAGCUAUCCUCUUUAGGUAAUCCUAAGGGAAAGUCAUCUAAAAGUAACUGAAUGUAAUCAGAUUAGGUAAUCCAGAAUUUCGUUACUGAUGACGAUUUUGGACAGGUAACUAACGGAUCACAUUUAGAAAGUAACCUAAUCAUCUCCAAACCCACCAACAUAAGUGAAAAUUGUGCUUUUUUUAAUGAUCUGUAGUAACAAACACCAGAUGUGAUUCCAAUGACCGCAUUGGUGUCCAUUGUGUGAUGUUUAAAUAAUUAUGAUUAGCAUGAUCUACUCAUUUAUUUAACCAGGCAAGUCAUUUGAGAACAAAUUCUUAUUUACAAAGACAGCCUAGGAACAGCAGGUUAACUGCCUUGUUCAGGAGCAGAACCACAGAUUUUUACCUUGUCAGCUUGGGGAUUCCAUCCAACAACCUUUCGGGUACUGGCCCAACACUCUAAGCACUAGGCUACCUGCCACCGCUAAUUGGUUUAUUAUGUUAUAGGAAACACUUAUUUAAUUUUUUAAUUAUUAUUGUUUUAACUACAAACAUAGAAAAGUGCCAUUUUCACAUAUGUUGAUGUUGGCAGUGGUGCUGAAGAUGAUGAAUAUGAAGUUGAACAUUUUAAAUGGAACUUUAAAACACAUUUCAUCCUAGCAAAACGAGGUCACAACCAUAGAAAUAUUAUUAAGAUGGUAGGAGCCCAGUUGAUGUUGGUUCAGUGCAAGGCCCAGACCACAUGUGGAACACUAUUCUGGUUGUUUUCAGCUUUUGAGUGUGAACCUGGUGCUUGCUGCUGUGUGGUGAUGUGUGUUUGCAUCUGUGACUUGGUCACAUGGGUGUUCACAACCACAUUCAGAACAUUUGAAGACCGGAGGACAGUGGUUCAUUACUAGUAUAUUAAUUAGAAAACUGAUUGAUUAGAUGUGGCUUAAUUUCUUCAUCUGACAGAAUUGAUCCUUGGCAGUGAAUCCCUGGCAGGGAUGUCCAAUCUGUUUCCUGACUGUCAAGGUAAGUAUAAGAACCGAGGAAGUGGAAAAAUCGAGUACACUUUUGGUUGUGUAUUUAGCAUAGCAGUGUGAUGUGGAUAAGGAAGUCCCUAUGUUGUAUAAAGUCAGAGAUUAAAAUAUGCUAGUGGCAAAGCCUUACCACCCCCAACAGUCAUUGAAAAUCAAGGGAGUUUAUAGAUAUAACACUGAGCCAGGCACAGCUUUAGAGUUGUGCGUGUUACUGGAGAGGGGAUAUGUGUGAGGAGAGUAGGCUAUUCAAACACAGGCAAUUCUGCCUAAGGUGGGCAGCCUCCUAUAAUUCCUACUUGUAAUCGGGUCAUUUACAACCGGAAAAGCAUUGGAACGGAGUUCUGCCAUCUUUGGGCACAAUGGCUACAGAAUUUCACAUCAACCCCUGCUCGUUAUGGUACACUCUGGCCAAGUAUAGGGAAAUAUCUUCGUUGAUCUCAAUGCUUUGUGGUGUUUAAGUUGUUGUCUGGUGGUAUGUCUUGCUCCUUGUGGGAAUUAAUUAGUAAUUAGAAUCCAAAACAUUUUAUAGAGAUGAGAAUGUUACUUGCUUUGAUGGAACAAUAACAAAAUAAAUAGUUGUCCUUGCCUGUUUCAUCAAUCAAGUUUUAUCAUUGAUUUACUUGUCUUAUUGAGAGAGCUAUCAAAUCUUUAGAAAUGGAAUCAAUGUGGAUCAAAUGUGAUGUGCUCUAUGCCUGGAUAAUUUACAUUACAACGUACACAAAUGUCAUUGUGUGCAUUAGGUUAUUUUAUUUCAUGUUUAGAUGUCAUCUCCAUCAGACUGCAAAAUGAGGAAAAACCCAAUACAUUUGUAACUAGGAUUUAUUCUGAACUUUUUAAAUAGAAACACGUAUUUGUGAUGUUAGCUUCUACAAUAAAGUAUUUUAAUAAAAAAAAUCCUGUUCCUCCGAAAUGUUACAGGCAUGGCAAUGCA